AUGCAGCUCGGAGACCCAGGCGCACCGACAAAGAAGGCUCGUGCGAGGGGCUGCGUCUUUGGUGAGGAGGAUGAGCUCUCUGCUACAUGCACAACGUGGAUUCCAUGCCAUCACCAGGACAUGAUGCAUGGAAACAAGAGCCACCACACCCAGAACAAGUACAACAACAGCAUUUCAUUUCCUUAUGACUCCUCCGUUCCAUCCCACAUUACGCCUCUAGAUGAGGUCGGGGAUUCCAUCGACCUCGCCGAGCAUCUGUCGCACCUUGUCGUUGUGGCAUCCCCGACACAGAAACGGCUCGUUUUUUCCAACGUCCUCGAUGACUGUGGCAAUACUGGGAGGGGUGAUGCCCGCGUUGGCGGUAGCCGCACGACUCCGUGCAGUGGCCGGGGAAUGCAGCUUCUGCAGCGGAGCAAGCGAUUCCUCGAGGAGGUGGACUCCAACCGCGACGCGGCCUCUGCCUGUUCCCUACCGGGUGCAAUGACACCUGAUGUGCACCGAAAAUGCCGCCGUGUGGACACAGGCGAAGAUGAAAAGAGUAAUAGCAACGGCAGCAGCACUGCGCGUUUGAUUGGUGGCUCUUGUGGGGGUGUGGUACAUUGA
Messenger RNA from Trypanosoma grayi, 603 nucleotides. RefSeq names its product putative kinesin. The coding region runs from base 1 to 603 and encodes 200 amino acids. NCBI's taxonomy places the organism in Eukaryota, Euglenozoa, Kinetoplastea, Trypanosomatida, Trypanosomatidae. The record is from RefSeq and is a predicted model, not a curated record. The transcript has a single exon.